AUGUUUUUAUUCAGCCCCAUUCCUUCGCCGACACUCGAUGGCACCAACUCCCGCUGUGGUGAAUUCUACAAGAUUGGAGCCAAUGAGAACUGCGCUACCGUGGAAGAGAAGUUUGGAAUAUCGAGUUCUGACUUCCUUUUCCUGAACCCCGAGGUGUUUACAAACUGCACCAAUCUGCAGAAGGAUGUCUACUACUGCGUUGAGCCUGUCGGAUAUAUCUCCACGUACCCUGGCUACGGCGGAUCUACUACUGGUAUACCGGCAUUUACCAGGAUUUCAAUGACAGACGUUCCUUUCCCUACACGGAGCUAUAUUAGCGGCGGAUACCCAGUUAUCCCGAUCGCCAACGGCACAAGAACAGACUGCAUGGAAUACGCUUGGUUUCAUGAAACCCAGUUCCCGGGUCAAGAAAUAGAACUAGACUGCUGGAAUAUCGCCAUGUUUUACGAAAUCACUGGAGAGGAAUUUGUUCUAUGGAACCCAUCCAUGGCCAAGAAUGGUACACGGACUAGCUCUUCAAGCAAGGCACUUAUUUCACUUGUAUCGGCGACCCCGAGUGCUAGCCCGAUGGUGCUGCCAUCUUCUUACAAUUACCCCUGCACCGUGUCACAAAGCACAUCCUACUGUGUGGCUAUAUCAACACCUACUUCAACCUAA
This is a messenger RNA of Penicillium canariense, 657 nucleotides long. RefSeq lists its product as uncharacterized. The record is from RefSeq and is a predicted model, not a curated record. Lineage: Eukaryota; Fungi; Ascomycota; Eurotiomycetes; Eurotiales; Aspergillaceae. Bases 1 to 657 code for a protein of 218 amino acids. The transcript has 5 exons.